AUGGCAACGGCGCGACAACGCCGCAGAGUUGCUCGCAUGGCACUAUCCCCGAAUGUCGCCAAACAGAAUUUGGAUAAGCCACGCCGUGGGAGAAGCCAGGACGGACCCUUCGCAGGAAUGAAUCAGACAAGAGCACGUAUUCCAGAUGCCCCACGGCCCCGAUCCCAAGCCGCCCUCAAGCGAUCCGGCGAAGACCCCAAGACCAAAAAGGCCGAAAGUCCAUUGUAUAAAGCUCUCAAAAUGCAAACGUCUUUAUCUCCCAUUACCUAUAGCCGCCGCACUGCCAUCAAAUCGAAGAUUGCAAACAUCACUAGCUUCGACCAUUUCCCGCUGUUGCCCACGAUUCGCCAGUCGAUCUUCACGCAGGCCCUUCCUGGCCUGGUGGACGCCACUCCUACACCUAUCCAGCGACUCGCGAUCCCUCAGCUCCUAGAUAACAAACCGAAAACGAGGAAGUCCGUCCCCAAGGGAACAGAAGACACCCUCGAAUGCGAAAAAUACCUGCUAGCGGCUGAAACGGGCUCGGGCAAAACGCUUGCAUAUCUCUUGCCAGUCGUGGACGCCGUCAAGCGGUCGGAGGCCGUAGAGGCCGAGGAACAAAAGAUCGCUGAACAAGAAAAAGCGAAAGAAAGGGAAGAGAGGUUGAAAAACCGAACCUUCGAGCUUGAACCGGAAGAGCCCCCUAUGACCAACGCUGGCCGGCCCAAGGCUAUCAUCCUUGUUCCAACAUCCGAGCUCGUCGCUCAGGUCGGAGCAAAGGUGAAAGCGCUUGGCCACACUGUCAAGUUCCGGUCUGGAGUCAUUUCGUCGAAUCUCACCCCUCGUCGCAUCAAAAAUACCUUGUUCCACCCUGAUGGCAUUGAUGUUCUAGUAUCGACACCCCAUCUUCUGGCUUCCAUCGCGAAAACGAACCCUUAUGUCCUCAGCCGGGUUAGCCACCUCGUCCUUGACGAAGCUGACUCUCUAAUGGAUCGUUCGUUCCUCCCUACUACGAUGGAAGUUGUGGACAAAGCGGCUUCCUCGCUCAAGAAAAUGAUUUUCUGCUCGGCGACCAUCCCCGAACUGAGGAAGCGGUAUCCCGAUCUCCGAAGACUUACCACUCCCAACCUGCACGCCAUUCCUCGUCGAGUACAGCUGGGCGUUGUAGAUAUUGAUAAAGAGCCUUAUCGUGGAAACCGCAAUCUGGCCUGUGCAGAUGUGAUCUGGUCGAUUGGAAAAGCUGGCGAAUCUAGCGACGGCGAAGACUAUGGCACUCUUGCAUCCUACAUGCCUCCGAAGGUCAAGAAAAUUCUUGUCUUCGUCAACGAGCGUGAUGAAGCCGAGGAGGUCGCUAAGUUCCUGGCGUCCAAGGGUAUCGACGCUGUGUCCUUGUCGCGUGACUCCGGUUCCCGUAAGCAAGAAGAGAUUCUCGCCGACUUCACGGAGGUCGACCAACCACCGACCGCUGAAGAAGUUACGCUUGCUCGGAAGCAGGCUCGUUCCGAAAAGUCAAUCCCAUUUGUCAUGUCCGAGAAGAAGCCUGCGGUGGUUCGUCACCUCGAAAAUACCAAAGUCCUGGUCACUACAGAUAUUGCCUCCAGAGGUAUUGAUACUCUGGCUGUGAAGACUGUCGUGCUCUACCACGUCCCUCACACAACGAUCGACUUCAUCCACCGCCUGGGUCGUCUCGGUCGCAUGGGCAAGCGUGGCCGUGGUGUUGUUCUUGUUGGCAAGAAAGAUCGGAAGGAUGUUGUGCGUGAGGUUCGCGAGGGCAUGUUCCGUGGACAGGCACUGAUAUGA
Messenger RNA from Penicillium chermesinum, 1779 nucleotides. It is a transcript of the gene mrh4, whose product is annotated as ATP-dependent RNA helicase MRH4. Gene Ontology annotation, cellular component: nucleolus. The transcript is spliced from 2 exons. Gene Ontology annotation, molecular function: nucleic acid binding; ATP binding. The record is from RefSeq and is a predicted model, not a curated record. Gene Ontology annotation, biological process: maturation of LSU-rRNA from tricistronic rRNA transcript (SSU-rRNA, 5.8S rRNA, LSU-rRNA). Lineage: Eukaryota; Fungi; Ascomycota; Eurotiomycetes; Eurotiales; Aspergillaceae. The coding region runs from base 1 to 1779 and encodes 592 amino acids.